AUGGGAAUAGGUCCCACCGCUCUUGAUUUCAAUAAUGGAGUCGUUUGCAGACCUGUGGUUCAAUCUGAAUCUAGGAAGGCACAUAUUCACGUAUAUGUUGACGCUAUCGACAUCAAAGAUAAGUCGUUCAUUGAUAGUUUAAAACUCCCUGUAUUGAUAUUCCGGGCUCCAUAUAUAUUCAAUUUUUCCAAUAUUCCAUCGCCUGACCUGUAUUAUGAUUUAUAUGCUGCAAACAAGAAGAUAUUAUAUGGGGAUAUUAUUGAUACAGAAAGGAUUAAAUUUAAGCUAGAACCAUAUGACACAUAUAACAUUGAUCAUGAUAAAAUUUGGAAUGAUUUUAUCACUUUAGACCGUAAGGAUCAAGAAGGGCAUAAGCAUGCUGGUGUGAACUUUACAGUUCCCGAAUCCGGUAUUUAUUGUGUCUAUAUUGCUCCUCCUGAUAAUCAAGGAAUUAUCAAUAUUCGUGUCCCUGUUAAAUUCGAGAAUGAGUAUGGAAAUUUGCCAUACUUGUACUAUAAACAAAAGUAUGAUCUAAAUUGGCCAGUUGCAAUUGGAAUAUUGUUAUUAUUCAAAUUAUCUAGGUAUAUCAGGAAAGUUACAGGUAAAGAUUUCAAGAAUGUGAGUCAAUUAUCAAUGGUUUCCUGGAUCAUUUUGAUUUACAUUUUAAUUCCGUUUAUUGCUAUUGUUAUUUUCCAGAAACUUUGCUUGGAUCUUUCAAAUAUUAUUAGUUGUUCGUCUCUAAAUUCAAUUUUACUUCGAAUCGUAGAACUUAUUGAGGUUUGGUUCUUCACCUGGGUUGGGUUUAUAUUUGCACUUUUCUCAAUUGGUUUAGGGGUGUUUUUCAAUUCUGAACACCUAGAUAGAAUAUUGACUCGAGAAGCAGAAGAUGAAGAAGAACCGAAAAUAUCGAUGCUAGUUUUGUUCUUCCUUGUGAAUUUGAUUGUGGAUUUCCUAGUUGUUAUCAUACAAUCAAGUCCACCUAAAUUUCCAUUUUACCUAGGCCUCGUAACAGAAUUUGAAAAAUCCCGUGGUUCAUGGACAGCUUUAAUGGUCGCCACCUUAGAUUUUAUUUAUUUGUGUUUUAGGGUUGUUUGGUGGAUUUUACCAGCAGGUUAUCUUUUGAAAAUUAAAUUACUAAUUCCCUCUAUCCCACCAUCAAGUAAACUUGACUUUGAUUCCUACCAACAAUCACUGAAAUUGCUAAGACUCACAGUAUGGAUAGUUAUGUUGCUUCCCGUUACAAUUGGACUGUUGUUGUUAGCUUUCGAUAGCUAUAAUAGAUCGACACUAGAAAUGUCCAUACCUAAAUUACCACAACCUGGGUCAGAGUCACGCAAAAUUGUUUAUGAUUUAGCAAUCAAGUUUUGGAAGCAAGAAAUUGACCAGUUGUCGCCUGGAGUGAAUGAUGGCGAUCCUUGGUAUUUUUGGAUAUACAUGAUUGUUUUUGUUAUAACUUUCUUGCUCAUUUGGAUAAAGAAUAAUAAAGGUGUUGCUCUUGGUCAAGACGAUGAUGAUUCUAUUGAAUAUAACGAAUUUAGUGGCAAAUAUAACCAACUGAUCAGACUUUGUGAUUUGUCUUAAUCUUCUUGUAUUAAAGGCUAAUGGAUCAUCUAAAUGGUCAUCAAAGAGCCGCUUACGCUUCACACUCCAAAUCUAGAUGAUUCCAGCAACUGUUGUUUAUUACAACAAUAGAUAUAUAAACAAAGAUAUUUAACCAAUUACAAAUGUAAAAAUAAAAUGUAUAAAUAUAACUCAAAAUAAGAAAACAAGUAAAACGAAAGAACUGAAAAACUUAAUAACGUAGCCUAAAAAAACAAGAACUAAAUUAAUCUCCAAUAAAACCCAAACCAAAAAGAAACAUCUGUCUGUAUUACAAGUGAGCGUGCCAGUGAGGAAAUCUAUAACGUACCUUCGUCUUCAAUUCCCAAAUUAAACCAAGGAUGGUUCAAAGCUUCAAUAGCUUCGAUUCUGUCCUCAGGGUUUAUUAUGAACAAUUUCCUCAACAAAUCAAUAAAGAACCACCAAAAAGUGAAAUUUCCAAAAUUAAUAACACCUUUAUUUUUUUCGUAGUUCGCCGAUAACGAGUAAUCAAAAUCUAUAGCUAGUCCAAUUCUUGAACUUAUGAAUAAAUCUAUGCGAGAUAAUUCUUCGACACUAUUGAUAAACUUUUGUGGGGUGGAACUAGUCGGGAACUUUAACACCAACGAAUUUUGAUAAGUUGAUUCAUGAUCUAAAAUCAAAUCAUCGUCAUCAUCACUACUAUUUUCACUAUCAUCAGACAGGUUUUCACUUCGAUCAUCAUCGUCUAUAAAUUCAUUUGUGAAAUAUUCCAAUCCACACUCAUUCUCCUUCUUCUUGGAAAGUUUCACCAUGCUCUUGUCUAUUCUAUAACCACACACCUUCUCAAUCAUCGCCAAAUGUUCCAAGUUGUCAUGGGUUUUGAAUAAUGGCUCUCCAAUAAUCAACUCAACCAAAAUACACCCAAUUGACCACAUAUCACAAGGAAAUGACCAACCGGUACCCAAGACAAUCUCAGGAGCACGAUAAUGCCUGGUCGAGACUAUCAGGGAAUGAUAUUCAUCAUUAAAUAUAGCACUUCCAAAAUCAAUCACUUGAAUUAAGGGGUCCUUUAGUAUCUUCAGGUAUUUGGGUACUUUCUUUGUGUUUGAAUUGCCCAAUUUCAUAUAAGCUGAUAUUAUGGUGGAGGUUAAUAAAUUCUUCUUGGAAUAAUUAUCAUCAUGCAAUAAUAUAUUCUCGGGCUUUAAGUCAGUAUGGAUUAAGUUCAAGUCGUGUAAGAAGGUAACCGAGCGAAUUAAUUGCUUUGAAAUUGCUUGAAUAUGACUUCCUGGAAAUGGAAUAAACUUGUUAUUUUCCAAGAAAUCAUAUAAUGAAAUCUUCAACAAGUCAGUGACAAUACAAAUAUGACCUCUAUAAUCAAAGCAUUCCCGUAAGUGAAUACAAUGGUUGGCAUUUUUGUUGUCAAACUUCUUCAACGUAGACAAGAUACGUAAUUCAAUCUUGGCAGCAUCUCGGUACUUUUGAAUAUUACGAAUAAUCUUAAUAGCAACAUGUUCACGAUUAACUUUGUCGAAACAUUGGACAACUUUACCAAAAGUUCCUUGUCCUAAUAACUUUAUAAUUAUGAAUCGAUUAGCAAAAGGUUCGUUGAUCU
Messenger RNA from Spathaspora passalidarum NRRL Y-27907, 3172 nucleotides. RefSeq lists its product as uncharacterized. Lineage: Eukaryota; Fungi; Ascomycota; Pichiomycetes; Serinales; Debaryomycetaceae. The transcript has a single exon. The record is from RefSeq and is a predicted model, not a curated record. Bases 1 to 1581 code for a protein of 526 amino acids.